AUGGUAGCUCUGGCAGGGGAGGGCGAGAGGAGGGCAGGAGGCAUAGUUUUGUCUGAGUCUCACUCUCAUGUCGACAUAGACUCAAAGAGUCACGCCUCAUGGAAUCAUGGACUCAUGGUCCUGGGCCCUGGGGCUGGCAGACCUGGACUCCUGUCAGGACAUGUCGGUCGCGACAUGAAGUCGGCAGCUUUGCUGGUGGUUGUAUCGUAG
Sphaeroforma arctica JP610 is the source of this 210-nucleotide messenger RNA. RefSeq lists its product as hypothetical. Lineage: Eukaryota; Ichthyosporea; Ichthyophonida. The transcript has a single exon. The record is from RefSeq and is a predicted model, not a curated record. Bases 1 to 210 code for a protein of 69 amino acids.